Physella acuta is the source of this 1535-nucleotide messenger RNA. Its product is annotated as cerebral cavernous malformations protein 2 homolog. The record is from RefSeq and is a predicted model, not a curated record. Lineage: Eukaryota; Metazoa; Mollusca; Gastropoda; Physidae.
GGCCUAAAGUUUUCAAGACUGGAGGCCGUUUUUCUUAGUGUAAAGUGUAAGCCUAAGGCUAAACACUAAACGCUCAGUGACCAAAGGGACACUACUCUAGUAAUUUUUAUGAGAGAUUUUGAGCUUAGAAAAAAAAGUGUUUUGUAGUGUUCCAAAAUCCAAUUCUUGAUGUCGAUGGACGGAUGGUACUGGUAGAUUUCAAAAUCACAGUACCUGCGCUGAGACCCAGCAGCCAGCAUGUAUGAACCAAACUACGACAUGAAAGCUGGAGUCUAUCCAAUCAAACAACAGUUUCUUAUAGACGAACAUGUGGAGCGGGCAGGAGUACAGUUUGCUGGGGAAAUUGACGGAGUCUCCCCUCACUUAGAUAUAACAAAUAGAACAGAUGUGCUGAAAAUCAUUGACAAAGGAAAGAAACAUGGCUUCAUCCCUGGGCAUUCCACAGUUGAUUGUAUACUUAGCCUCAGUGUCUUCAACUUGAAGAUUUGUAAAAAUCUGGCUAAAAAGGAUCUUUUGCUGAGGAUCCCAAUGCACGAAAUAGCAGCUACGUGUUACAUCAAGGAUGAUAAAGAACACAUACUGGCCAUCAAAUUUGGAACAGCAGGAGCGUGUAAACUGGCGGUCAUGUACUGUGACACAAAGAUUUUAGCAGAAGAAAUCUGUAGCCUGGUUGGACAAUGCUUCAAUCUCAUCUACACGGAGGCCUUGUUUCAGCUGCUGGACAGGCCUAUACCAACUUCUGAACCAGCACUUAGCACAUCAAGUGAAGGCACAACUAUUAUACCAGACAUACCAGAUCCAUACACCCCGAGACACGAGCGAGCAAGCAGCAGAUCAGACGUGUCAAGAGCAAGUGGCAAAGAGCUUCUCGAAGAUUACAUGAACAAGCUGAAAGAAAAAUUAAACCCAGAUGAGCUGAGAAAAUUUUUGCAACACCUCAACGACUGGAAGAGAGACAACCACUUUCAUCAGUUCUGUGACGAUGUCUUGCUGUUGCUGGGUCCCGACCGGAAGCAGCUGUUGUCUGAAUUGGUGCCAUUUAUCCCAGAGUACAACUAUCCCUAUUUUAAGGAGUUCCUACAGAGAAAUGACAUCAAGGAGUUGGACAUCUCUAGUACAUUGUCCAGUUCUAGAAACAACUUGCACUACUCCACGAGGAGAUCUCUGAGUGAAGUUUCAACCACCAGCAGCAUCAGCAACAACGCAGAGAGCGGCGACGCCCUGGACCACCUCUUGGAUUUUGCUAAAGCUGAGUUUAACAGUGUGGACGUGGACCCAGAGCCUAAGUCCUACAUGCCAAGUGCAGACUACUAGCUUCUCAUGUACCAAGGGCAGACUACUAGCUUCUCAUGUAGCAAGGGCAGACUACUAGCUUCUCAUGUACCAAGGGCAGACAACUAGCAUCUCAACUCAAUAUCUUGUCUUAUCUUGUUUUAUUUUUUUCAGCAAGAAAAAAAAAUCAAAUGUGGGUGGGGUUUUUGUGUUGUUUUUUUUUAACUGUAAAAUAACCUGUAAAUAAAUAAAACUUAUUUUUA